This is a messenger RNA of Pantherophis guttatus, 9157 nucleotides long. RefSeq names its product plexin domain containing 2 (gene PLXDC2). The record is from RefSeq and is a predicted model, not a curated record. Lineage: Eukaryota; Metazoa; Chordata; Lepidosauria; Squamata; Colubridae.
GUUUCCGUGGACGCUGCAGUUCCUCUAAAUACUUUUGUCCUCCCGAUUCGGCAUAAAUCCGCUUUAAGUAUGAUUCCUCCCCCCACUCCCCGUGUCCUCCCUUCUUCGCGCUUUCCAGCACAGCUGCACGCGGUUCCUUUCUCAGCGCCUGGGGGAGGCUUUUCUCAGCCGCGUGUGUUUGUUUUGGGGAGGCCGAGCGGUGCCUUCGGGCGAUACCCCCCUUCCCUUGCCCGCCGCGGAUUAAGGCACAGCAGGAGCUCCAGCCUCUUUCUCUUUGGGUAGGGAGAGACUGUGGGAGGGGGAGACGCAUUUGAUCAAUCUCUGCCGGAGGACAAAAGAGAAGGGAGAAAAUACCGAGUUUGCACGGAGGCGCUGCUCAUCUCCUGGCAAGGAGGAGGAAGUGGUGGCAAAGCCAGAGACACAUCUGCCCCUCCCCUCUCCCCCCCCUUUCUUUCUUUCUUCCUCUUCUUUCGGGAAAGCGCCUCGGUUGGGAUAACCGGCUUCCGGCAGAAGAAGGUGGAAGUAGAAGGCGGCGGUGGCAGCGGGUGCUUUUAUGCCUUGCCCCAAACAAGGGACUUUUCUAAACUGAGAAAAGCGGGCUAGGUGCUGGGAGUGGGAGGUGCAGCGAUCGUGGCAGCUAAACUCUUUCGCCUCCCGCCGGGUUGCUUCGCCCACUGCCUAGCGAGGCGAGAAGGCAUCUCAGGAUGGCUCCUCCUUGUAAGUUGCCUCUCUGUGUGUGCGGGUGAAGCGCUUGCCCUCCGUUUAUAUCUUGCUGAACGGGGCAGUCGACAAUCCGUCUUCUUCCAGGUCUUGUCGCCGCUGGAUUCUACCCAUUGUCUUAAAGCCACUGAGGAAACGGGACUCGCUUUCUUCCGAGAGCUCCUCAGCCAUCCACGUCCCCUGGACUAGCCCAACCUAUUGUCAACUGGAAGAGAACGGGAGCUUGUUUCGUCCUUAGACCUGCCCAUUGGAGUUCUCCACUGGAUCACACCGCAGGAAUUCGAGGCUCGUAGAAUUUGGAAGCCUCCUCCUGGGUGGAUUUGUUCCCUAAUAAGCUUCCCUCAAGCCCUCGUUUAACUUAAGUUACAUUUGACUAAGAGGGGGGAAAAAACAACCCACGAUCUUCUUCAGAGCCAUCCUUCGCUGUCGUUGAUUUCUGCAACGUUGAGCAUGCAAGGGGGUGAGGGAGGUUGGAGGUGGGCGUCUGCUUGUUGAGUCUUUUGAUUUCUCCCUCCUGGACUCUCCUAAGCAGUUAGGGAGAGUUUGGCUUCAGCAAUCAGGUUUUGCUUGUUGAUAUUCUCCCGCACGCACGCAUCCACCCCACGCGUAUGCAAACACACACCCUUCCCCGUUAUUGCGCUGCUGGACUCAGCUCGUUUUUUGGCUUCGCGUGUAGGAAAAGAGUCAGUCGAGGACGCAGAGGAGACGCAGGCGCUUGCCUCUCUUGCUCCUAGUCUGAAUGAAACCGGAUCGAGAGAAAAAGUGACUUUACGGACGGGAUUUAAAGGAAGUGAAGUGCGGGGACCGAAGCGGAAAGGAGAGCCCGCCUUUUCGCUGUUCCCCAACGGGCGCACCCGAGAGACCAAAGGGCGCGCAAACGGCUGAAAAGGCAGUUGCCGAAAGGCGCGAUGGCGAGGUUGUGGAAAGCGGAGGUAGUGGCUGCUGGAGCGCUUUUACUUUUGCAGUGCUUGGCUGACCGGGUACAAUUAAUCGGAGCCAUGAAACCGAAGCAGAAUCUCGGUGCAUUUUAUGAAAUGGUUCAGAGCUUCCCUCGAGUGGAGGAAAAAGUGCAUAUGGACUCCUACAGAUAUAGCCACAGAUGGAAACGACACUCGGAAUUGCUCAAAUCAGUGGACACCAACAGAGCCAGCAUAGGACAGGACUCCUCAGAACCUGGAGGUUUUACAGAUCUACUUCCUGAUGACACGCAUGAUAACACUACGCAAAUUGAGGAAGACAUGGAUCACAAUUAUUACACUUCAAGGACAUAUGGUCCAUUUGAUUCUUCCAGCCGAGAUUUGUGGGUAAACAUUGAUAAAAUGGAAAAAGAUAAGGUGAAGAUUCAUGGAAUACUCUCCAAUACCCACCGACAAGCCGCAAGAGUGAAUCUGUCCUUCGAUUUUCCAUUUUAUGGCCAUUUCCUACGUGAAAUUACUGUUGCAACUGGGGGGUUUAUUUACACAGGAGAAGUUGUGCAUCAGAUGUUAACAGCAACCCAGUAUAUUGCACCCUUGAUGGCCAAUUUUGACCCCAGCGUUUCGAGAAAUUCUACUGUAAGAUACUUUGAUAAUGGCACUGCUCUAGUUGUUCAAUGGGAUCAUGUACAUCUACAAGAUAACUACAAUCUGGGCAGUUUCACUUUUCAGGCAACUCUUCUCAAUGAUGGCCGUAUAAUUUUUGGCUAUAAAGAGAUUCCUGUCUCAGUGACCCAGAUAAGUUCAACUAAUCAUCCUGUUAAAGUGGGGUUGUCAGAUGCAUUUGUGGUUCUCCACAGGAUCCAGCAAAUUCCCAAUGUUCGUAGAAGAACAAUCUACGAAUAUCACAAAGUGGAGCUUCAGAUGUCAAAGGUCACCAGUCUGUCAGCUGUUGAGAUGAUUCCUCUGCCCACUUGUCUUCAGUUUAACAGCUGUGAACCUUGUAUCAUGUCUCAGAUUGGUUUCAACUGCAGCUGGUGCAAUAAACUCCAAAGGUGUUCCAGUGGCUUUGAUCGUCAUCGUCAAGAUUGGGUAGAUAGUGGUUGUCCUGAAGAGUCAAAAAAUAAGAUUUGUGAGAAAACAGACACAACUCAAAUGCCUCUUCAUAUCACAACUGCACUACAGCAAACCACAAUGAGAUACAGAGUUUUAACAACUACCAAAGGAACCAUUACAUCAUAUCUGCCAACUAGUCUACCCACGGAAGAUGAUACCAAGAUAGCUCUACACCUAAAAGAUAAUGGAGCCUCUACAGAUGACAGCGCAGAAGAGAAGAAAAGUGCCUCUCUUCACACUGGCUUAAUUGUUGGGAUUUUCAUUCUGGUUCUGAUAGUAGCUGCAGCAAUCCUUGUGAUUGUUUAUAUGUAUCACCAUCCCACCUCUGCAGCCAGUCUCUUCUUCAUUGAGCGUCGUCCAAGCAGAUGGCCUGCAAUGAAAUUCCGGAGAGGAUCUGGACACCCCUCAUAUGCUGAAGUGGAACCAGUUGGUGAGAAGGAAGGCUUCAUUGUAUCAGAGCAAUGCUAGGAUUAUUCUGUGACAAAUCACCAGUACUGGCCUACUGGUGUGAGAAGUUUAUUCCGCCUCACAUUUUAAAAAAGAAACUUGAAGCUGCUGUAACCUGAGGAAAAUAGCUUGGAUUUCUGGAGAAACCACAAAGGGGAGGGGGGACUAAAUGAUGACCCUUUACAGAGUGCUUUGUUUCAGAGCCAUCUGACAUACAAUAUUUCAGAAACAUGUCUCUGAAACACCUACAAUCUGAAAAUAAAGAACACAUUUGCCAUUUUUUUUAUUUCAAGAAAAGAUAUAGAAUAAUCCAGAAAAUGUACCAACAGCUUUAAUUCAGAAGAGUGCUCCCUCACAGUAUUUGAUGCAGCAAGAUAGUUUUGUUUUUAACUUACAAGGUUUUUUUCAUGCCUCAAGGCAAUCCCAUAAUUGAUUAAUCUGUUGGUGAAAUCAACCUGAUGCAAAUAAGAUAGGUUAGUCCCUAUUUAUAUUUCCAUGAGUACUAUCAUUUUAAUUUUCUAAUACGUAGCUAUAAAAUAUAAUCAGAAAAAGUGCUUCUUGUAUUCUGUAGACCUUUAAAUUGUAAUUGGUUAAUCACAACUAUAGUUCUAUAGUUGACAAAGCACUAGAGAGAUCUGUAAGCUUUAGAAAAACAGAAAAGAAGAAGCAAGAAUGCGAUGAAAUUAGUCUCUCCAAGGGAAACAUAUAGUGAAAUUGUACUAAUAUUCAAUUUAAAUAUUCACAGGAGGGAAAUUGGGGUGCAUGGGUAUACACUUAGUUAUAAAUAAAUCCCAUUGAGCUCACUGAGACUUAUUACUAAAUAAUUACAUACAGAACAUUUAGGGAAGGAGUUUUUUUUUAAAAAUCCAGGUGAUGGCUAUACCAUAGGCACAGUGCUUGUAAAAGGAAGUGGGAUUUCAAUCACAUAAUUGCAGCUACUCUCUUAAAUUUUGAGAAUAUUCUUGCAGAUGAAUCUGGCACAGAGGAUUGGACUUCCAUCUUUGGGGCAUUAUUUAUACCCAGAAAGGCAGACUAAAAUAGAAGAGGUAGAUAUUUGAUUGAUAUUGGAAAAAGAAUGGCCUUGGAACACAGGAAACAAAAAAAAAUCAGUUUAUCUACAUAUUUUCAGUUUUCCAAGAGCAGUAUUUUUGCACCAGUGCCCUUCUUCCCUAGAAAAACAUGAAACAUAUUUCAGUCCUUACAAAUUCAUGUAGCGAUAUUGUUUAAUGCACAUAGUAGCUGCAUAAAUAUAUAUAUAAAUAUAUAUAUUUUUAUCAUUAACACAAGGCAGGCUCUUGUGGCUGUUGAGAGUGCAUUGUUUUUGUCAUCCUGACGAUGGAAAUAGAUUGCAUUGCUGCAUAUUUCCACUGAGUUGUAAAAUAGUCCUUGGCAUUAAAAUAAAUGUUUAUGUUGCAGAAGAGAAAGUGGUUCAUUUAAUAGCAGUGCCCUAAUUUUGACUGCCUUUCAGAGCCAUAUUUUCUUUAACAACAAAUAAAACCAUUCCUACUCUCAAUGGGAAAAAAAUGUUUUUUACAAAGUCCCAGUGAAAUAAUUCUUCAGAUGCAAAAUAGAAAUGUACCCUGAGAUCUUUAAAAUUAUUAAGAUUUUUUUUACAUUUUGCAUGGAUAAAAUUCACAAUUUGUAUUUUUACACACAUAGUAACAGUACUUGGCUCAUGGUAAGGUAUUAUCCGCAGCUUCAGGUUUCAAAUUGUUCAGUCGCUUUCUCAGAUAGCAUCUUUAUAAUACAAUCGUCUACAUUUCAUAUCAGUACAUCUAUGGUUCUUGUUUUUUAAAAAAAACAACAGACUAUAACACCAUGAUUUUUACUUGUUAUUUCAUUCAGUAAAAAAUACGAUUAUGUAUUUUCCUGUAUUCAUUCUUUAUUCUGUUUAAAUUGGUUUACUAUGUAUUUAGAAUGUGCAAAACCCACCACUUGGAGAAUGGAACCGCCAGAAUAGCAUGCGUCCAAAACAACAUAAGUGGCUUUUGUUUUCAAGGCAGAGCCACUCUCAGAAUACCGCAAACCACUUCCGGUUCAGAUUAAUUUGCAGAAACUUCUAGACCAUCCUUGGAACAAGGGUUUGGCACAUCAUUGCUAUGUAGUCACAGUUCAUCAAGAGCAUUGACUUGUGGCUGCUAAAAAUCCAGGGAGUUGUAGUCCAGUACACCUGGAGGGCACCUAAUUGGAGCAAGGUGAUCAAGAAUAUAUUUAUAAAUUUUAUUUAAAAAAAUUUAUAAAUAUUAUUAUUGUAAGUAUUAUUAUAGGGAGCCAGCUUGGAGUAGUAGUUAAGGCAUUGCUUUAGUAACCAGAAUGCUGUGAGUUCUAGUCCCAGUUUAAGCUGAAAGCUGACUGUGUGACUUUGAGUCAGUCACUGAUCUCAGCCUAAUCCAUCUCACAGGGUUGUUAUUGUGGGGAAAAUAGGAGGUAGGAGUAUUAGGUAUGUUCACUGCGUAUUAAAAAAAAAAGGAAAUAAAAAUUGAAUAAUAAAAAUUUAGAAAUAAACUAUAGUGGCUUUGUUGUGAAAAUGUUAAAGCUCAUUUCAUUAUUUUUGUCUCUGUAAAUAAAUUUUUCCCUUUCCUGACCACAAAAUCUUACAUGAGGAGACGUCUUGUUCACUUCUGUGAGAAAGACUCCAAGCGAAUAAUUGUAUUAUAUUCUCUAAGUAUAAGAAAGAAAGGGGAAAAUUUCUUCAAGUUUAGAAUUAACUAGAUCAAUAUUGCUCAACGUGGUGCCCUCCAGCUCUUUUGGGACUACAACUUCAUUAUUUUAGCUUUGAGUGUGUCAUCGUUCACAGAUUAAAAGCAUGUACAUUUAAGUCAGCAUUGGCUAAUGUAUGAUCUUCAAAACACUUGGCUGGUACCACUAUCAUCUUUCACCAUUGACCAUGCUGGUUAAUGUAAGUGGAAGUUCUUUAGCAACACUGGCAUCCUUCAUCUAAGUGGAGAUAAGCUCUAUAAAGUUCCUGUUGGGUUUCAUAUAACAUAGUGGUAAGUAUUAUGGUAUUCUGACAUCAUGACUGAUAACAUCAAUUUUCUUGAUAUGUUAUUCUACUGCACUGGCUAUGAUGCAGCAAAAUAUGCAUUUUGGCAUCAGUAUGCUCUUUCCAUGAAUGCUCAUUCAGUGUGGUUUCAGAAAUUAUUGUAUGUAAACAAAAAAGAAAAAAAACAUACAGCAUAUAUCUGUACAGAGGGAUACAAAUUUCAUAUACAGGGAGCAAGUGCAAGGCUGUAAUCAAAAUAGUGGCAAUGAUGGUAGGAUUAAAGUUCCGGCCAUUUUUAUUUGAAUUGGGGACAUUAAAAAAUGGCAGAACCUCAAUUAUACUAUCGCUAUCACUAUUUUAACAUUUUUUAAAUCACAUCCUGUGGAUGCUCCUGAAUAGGUAGGUGCAUUCAUUUUGAAAACGAAUGAAAGACUUAUUUUUUAUAAUCUAAUUGAACAGCAAACUCCACCAAGGAAAAAGAGCAUUUCUCUCUGUAUUUCUGUCUGUAUGUGUGUAUCUCUCUCUCUUUUUCUCUUCAUUUCCAUGCAUUUUUGCAAUUUUGAUUGAUUGAGUCAUGGUUUUGCAGUGGUCAUCAAGCCUGCAACUCUGCACAGUUCACUGGAGAAGAAGGAGGAGAAGAAGAAGAAGAAGCAAAAUGAAUAGGUUGAAGCAUCACUUAGCUUCACAGAAUUUUGACAAAAACUCUGACUUAAAGGGACCAAAAAAAAAGGGAGGGGUGAAAAUAAAGUUUAUCUCUCUGUGGCAGAAGGAACUGUGACUAGAUAAGUGUGUGCCUAUUCAAUAUCCUGUUCAAAUUAUACUUGUUGGUAGGGAAUUUCAAAGGCCCUGCUUUUCUUCCCAAUGUUUUUCCUAAUUUAGUCAAAGAAAGCUAGAAAAGAUUAGGACUUAUUUUCCAUUUCAUGCUGUGUAUUGUAUCUGCCAAGAUUAGUAAAAAAAAGUUAUAAUUUUAUGAGUAGUGUAAUAUUUAAUUUAAUUACCAAAUAACAUACCAUCCUGCAGGAUAAAAAUUGGCCAUAUACUUUAUUAUAAUCUAAGAGACUCAGGAAAAUUUCUUAUGAUGUGCAGUUCAGACAAAAGAUUUGCAAUCAUAUAGCCAAUUUUGUAUACUUGGUGUGAUCUUAAGAUGAAAUGUCACCUGACAAAGAAAAACGAAGUCCAACCCAACUCCUCCUAAUCUAGAUUUCCCUAGAAGUUUGUAGUUCAUGGUCAUUGAUUGACUGUUGUAAAACGCACAACUGAAGUUGGGGAAGGGUGGUUCAAGCAAAACCUAAAGGCUAAUAAUAACGGCUUUAAAAAAGAAAAAAAAAUGUGGUUAGGUAAAGUCAAUAAAGGGAAAGUUGAAUAAUAAGUCCUCCAGUUAUUUUCCGAUUCCUGAAAUGAACUUUUAAAAACUGACUUCUCAAAGCCUACCCAAGGUUUAACUAAGGAGAAAACUGAAGGGGUGGGGGAAUCAAAAUGAUGGUAAAAGGGCACAGAUACAGAAACAGCUAGAAGCAAUUUAAAAAGCAGCUAGGUGAGCCUAGAAAUAGAUGCAGCUACUUUAAUGGUUCAAAGACAGUCACUUUAUAAAUACUCCUUCAUGUUUCAAAUUAUGUCUUUUUGCGGGAUUUUCACAGAUAUGUUAGAUGAUGAGUCGUCUGUUGGUUCAAUCUCAGGAAAGAAGCGCUUUACAUUCUGAGGAAAAUGUUUGAUAAGAUCUCCCUUAAAGGGGUGAAAUCUGAUGCCACCUCAGGUGUCCAAGACAAUAGUAAUUUACUGCUUGUAAUCUCACUCACAAAAGAAGUUUUUUGGCUGAAAUAUUUGGUUUCUGAAGUUUUCCAUUAUCAGAAGAGUUACUGUUGAAUGUGAAAAACAUAGCUUUUGUAUCUGAAAAUCUUUUAUUACUGUAACAAGUUCAGAACAUCAAACACAUAAUGGAAAAUUUCUAUAAUAAUAACAAGUUUGAAAGAAAAUUGUUUCAAAUGAAACAUUUAUAAACUAUUGGCUUUCUCUUAUUCAGAAGCACAAAUGAAUGUGCUAGUAUUUCAUGUAUAGGUUCUAGGUGUGAUAUUUGUAACAUUUAAAUUUCAUAUAAUUCCAGGAACUUGUUCCUGCCAACAAGAGCAGUGAUAAUCUCUCCUAGCACAUUAUUUUUACAAUUUUGGGCUUUAAGGACCUUUAACAAUUAGAAGUAGAUUGAAAUUUUGGACAGAAGCCAUCUGAAAUUCUGCUAUCAUGUUCCCUAAUAGUUUCAUUUCUUUAGGAAAUACAAGGAAAUAUAUCUUGUCCUUUUCUGAUUUAUCUUAAGAAAUCAAAUCUAAGUCAAAUUAUAAUUAGAUGAGUCAUUGCCCCAAAUUGCUUUUAAAUUAUUUGCGGCAGGAAGUUAUUUCAAAACUUGAAUAUUUUGAAACUUGAAUACUGAUGAAAAACAAAAAAUAUGAGAUUAAUUGGUUUUUGGCUAUCUUCAGAACAUGUAUUCAUGUUUAUCACACCUUUCCUUCAGAAAUAAAAGACAGAUUAACUCUCAUUUCAACACUCAGAUACAAAUAUUCUCCUUUAUUGGUACCUCAGAUAACUGUCUUUCUAGUUGAUAUGAGAGAUCAUGUCCUAUUCAAAGUUGCUAACACCUGAGAAUUGGGCCAACAUAUUAAUCAUUUAUGUUCAUUCUCUUUAACCAAUAGACAUAUUCUUAUGAAUCCGCUUAUUCCAAAUCUGAAAUCUUGAGAAAUAGAGUUAUUGCAGAGUGUACUUGGAUAUAAUCCACAUUCUACUUUGCUACGCUGUUUGCUAAAUUCUGUUUCUUCCUGUGAAGCAAAAAUUGUAAUGAAAUUACAUCUGGUAAUCUUGUAACUCUUUGGUUAUUUUUGUUAUAAUUAAAACAGCUGGUCAAAAAUAAAGAACCCUUUCAUGCACCAUUGUAUAAGUUCACAUACUGUAGACACAAAAAAAAUUAAAAUAUAUUUUUCUAAACAUUAAA